Messenger RNA from Hordeum vulgare subsp. vulgare (domesticated barley), 1915 nucleotides. RefSeq names its product anthocyanidin 5,3-O-glucosyltransferase-like. The transcript has a single exon. Gene Ontology annotation, molecular function: UDP-glycosyltransferase activity. The record is from RefSeq and is a predicted model, not a curated record. Lineage: Eukaryota; Viridiplantae; Streptophyta; Magnoliopsida; Poales; Poaceae. Bases 229 to 1653 code for a protein of 474 amino acids.
AUCAUCCAAUUCGUUCAAAAAAAGAAACCGAAUCAUCGAAUUUAAAAUAUUCUAAUUUUGGUUGUAGCCGCCUGUCUUUUUUGUGUGUGUGUCAGUUAAAGUACUUGGGCUGCUGAAUUCACGAUGAGCAGAUCUAGCCACUAUCAAGUCUCUCCUUCCCUUUGCUAGUUCCACUCAGUCUCUCUCCUUCAGCUUCGUGACACCAUCGUGCAAAGAACCCAACCACCUAUGGCGCGUGUGGGAAGCACCAUCGUGCUGUACACAUGGUUGGUCAGGGGUCACCUCCACCCCAUGACGCAGCUCGCGAAUCACCUCGCCGGCCGUGGCGUUCCUGUCGCCGUCGCCGUCGCCGAUGUUCCGUCCACAGGUGACUCCUCGCAAACCAUAGCCCGCCUCUCCGCCUCCUACCCUGCUGUGUCCUUCCACCUGCUCCCGCCGGCAACAACCCGCUCCGAGGACGCGGCCGACCCCAACGCCGACCCUUUUAUCACCCUCAUCGCCGACAUCCGCGCCACCAACGCCGCCCUCCUCGCCUUUCUCAGAUCUCUCCCGUCUGUGAAGGCUGUCAUCACCGACUUUUUCUGCGCGUACGGGCUUGACGCCGCCGGGGAGCUCGGCGUCCCAGCCUACGUGUUCUUCACCCUUUGCGUGUCGGCUCUUGCCACCUUCCUGCAUAUCCCCGUCAUGCGCUCCGCCGUCUCCUUCGGGGAGAUGGGGCGCUCCUUGCUGCACUUCCCCGGAGUUCACCCAAUUCCGGCGUCCGACUUGCCGGAGGUCCUGCUCGAUCGUGACAACAGGCAGUGCGGUACCAUUAUUGGUCUCUUCAAGCAGCUGCCCAGAGCGAAGGGCAUUCUGUCCAACACGUUCGAGUGGCUGGAGCCCCGCGCCGUGAAGGCGAUAAGGGAGGGGAUUCCCCGCCCCGGCGAGCCACUUCCGAAACUGUUCUGCGUCGGUCCGUUGGUGGGCGAGGAGAGAGGGAGCAACGCGAACCACGAAUGCCUGGUGUGGCUGGACAAGCAGCCGGCGGGGAGCGUGGUGUUCGUCUGCUUCGGGAGCGCGAGCUCGGUGCCGGCGGAGCAGCUCAAUGAGAUCGCCGUGGGGCUGGAGAGGAGCGGCCACGCGUUCCUCUGGGCCAUGCGCGCGCCUGUCGCGCCGGACGCCGACUCGACGAAGCGGUUCGAGGGGCGGGGUGAGGCGGCGGUGGACGCGCUGCUGCCGGAUGGAUUCUUGGACAGAACACGGGGACGCGGAAUGGUCUUGUCGUCCUGGGCGCCGCAGGUGGAGGUGCUCCGGCACCCGGCGACCGGCGCGUUCGUGACGCACUGCGGGUGGAACUCCACGCUGGAGGCUGUCGUGGCCGGGGUGCCCAUGGUGUGCUGGCCCAUGUACGCGGAGCAGAGGAUGAACAAGGUGUUCGUCGUGGAGGAGAUGAAGCUUGGGGUGGCCAUGAACGGCUACGACGAGGUGAUGGUGAAGGCGGAGGAGGUAGAGGCGAAGGUGAGACUGGUCAUGGAGUCUGAGCAAGGGAAGGAGAUCAGGCAGAGGAUGACGACGGCGCAAGAGAUUGCUGCCAAUGCGCUGGAGAUGGGUGGAUCCUCAUCGGCAGCAAUUGCUGACUUGCUGGAUGAUUUCAAGAUUUCAACAAACAACUGAAUCGAGAGAGUACUACUUCUGAAAAGAUUUCAACAAACAAUUGAAUCGCUCAAGGCAUCAAGCAAGGGUCAUGACAAAGAGCAUUUCCAUAGCUACUUUUGAAAAAAUGUACUACUUGCUAAUCGGUCGGCCUUUUCUCGUGUAGUAGUGGAAUGCAGAUGUUAUGUAACGGUUCAGUGGAAACUGUAAAACGUAUGUGAUCAAAUACUUACCCAAAAAAGUACUCUUAUACGACGUUGUGCGUAACCUCCUUGUCAUCAAA